CAUCCAACUGACCAUGGCGAUCGAAUCAACGGAACCAGUGCAUCAGCACGAGGCUGCUGCCCCUGUUGAACACAAUGACCACACUAACAUUGCAGAACAUGGGCAUCCGCGCACCAAGGACGUCGUCAUUGCGGCUUCCAACGUCGUGACCGAAGCCGGUGUCGAGGAGAACCAGCCGCAAACGUCCUCUCUCUGGUGGGCCUGGUUGUAUAUAUUCAACUGGUACCCGAAACAUAUACCGAAAGAAGAGAAAGCCUUCUUGAAAAAAAUCGACGCGUUUCUCUUGACCUUCACAUCUUUUGCUUUCUUCUUGAAAUGGCUCGACUCCUCUAAUAUCAAUAAUGCCUAUGUCUCGGGCAUGAAGGAGGAUCUGAAGCUCUACGGGAAUGAUUCGCUCAUCCCCAUUUUCUACAAUGUCGGAUACAUCGUUUGCCAAGUUCCCGCCAUGCUGCUUCUUUCCAGGCCCAAGUGGUCAAGGUACUUUCUGCCGGCCAUGGAAGUCGCCUGGAGCGUCUUGACUUUCGCACAGUGCCGAUUGAAUAGCGCACCCCAAAUCUAUGGAACGCGCCUCCUGCUUGGUAUUCUCGAAACUCCAGUCGCUUCUGGCUCAUUGUUCAUUCUAUCGUCUUGGUACAAACCAGAGGAGUUGUUCAAGCGUGCCGGCCUUUGGUACAUCUCGAACAACAUUGGCGUCAUGUUUGGAGGAUAUCUUCAAGCGGCUGCUUACACGAACCUAGAUGGGGUACACGGGAUGGCGGGUUGGAGAUGGCUCUUUAUUAUUGACGGGUGCAUCUCUCUCCCCAUCGGUAUCAUUGGGUUUUUCAUCUUUCCUGGCAUGCCCUCAAGCGGUAAGCCAUUCUGGCUCACCCAGAAACAGCACGAACUAGGCCAGCGCCGCAUGCACGAAGUGGGUGUCGAAGCCCCUAAGCGCAUCAGCAUGAAGGUGAUCAAAAGAAUCUUCACCCAUUGGCACUGGUAUGUCGGUGUACUGGCUUACGUCUUCUUUCUGAGCUCCAGUUACCCCCACGGCCAAAUGGGUCUGUGGCUCAAGGCCGAGGGAACGUACAGUGUGCCACAGAUCAACACCAUUCCCACGGGAGCCCAGGGUGUAUCUGUAAUCGCGGCCGUGUUGGCGACGGGCUUAUGUAUCACAUACCCCACCUGGAUCGUGUUCUUGAUGGUGCAAGCCGUCUUCUUGUUUGCCAACAUCGUCUUGUUGGUGUGGAAUGUUCCCGUGGGUCUACACUUUGCUGCUUACUAUUUGCUCGGAGUAUCUGCCGCAGUCACGCCCAUCCUGAUUCCAACGGUCAACUACUGGCUCAAGGAUGAUGCGGAGGCUCGGGCUUUCUGCACCGGUUCCAUGAUCACUCUCGGAUUCGCAGUCUCCGCAUGGUACCCCUUAGUCGUUUUCCCAGUGAUAGAAGCUCCACGAUGGAAGAAGGGCUACACGGUCAACAUUCUCUUCACCUUAGGCUGCUGGUUUACUCUCAGCUUCGGGUUUUGGCUAUUUAACCGCCAGCGGAAAAAUGCAAAGGAUAGACAGUCUGAUGAGGAGUACAUCAAGGGCGAGAAUUCCCAGCACCUAGAAUGAGUUGAGCGUCUAACAAGCUUGGAAUCGAUGACCACACCUCAGGUCUCGACGUUGGGAUUUUGAGGGCAGGGGAG
Pseudomassariella vexata is the source of this 1665-nucleotide messenger RNA. Its product is annotated as vitamin H transporter. The coding region runs from base 14 to 1591 and encodes 525 amino acids. The transcript has 7 exons. The record is from RefSeq and is a predicted model, not a curated record. Gene Ontology annotation, molecular function: transmembrane transporter activity. Gene Ontology annotation, cellular component: membrane. NCBI's taxonomy places the organism in Eukaryota, Fungi, Ascomycota, Sordariomycetes, Amphisphaeriales, Pseudomassariaceae. Gene Ontology annotation, biological process: transmembrane transport.